Molecule: messenger RNA, 681 nt
Organism: Stomoxys calcitrans (stable fly)
Lineage: Eukaryota; Metazoa; Arthropoda; Insecta; Diptera; Muscidae
Exons: 4
Coding region: 1-681 (226 amino acids)
Source: RefSeq, a predicted model, not a curated record
AUGCCGCCACCACCGCCGCCAUCAUCGUUGUUGUUGUUGUUGUGGAAGAUCUCCAGCCUGUUUGCACUGUUUCUUUUGCAAUUGACCAUUAGUCCUCCUUGUCGUUUGGCCGCUCCAUGCAGUUGUGAGCAAGAUCGACGAGAGAGUAGAUUUAAUGAGUUGGAAGAACAUAUUGGUGCAAUGAUCCAGAAAAUAAAGCUAACCAACACCUGCAGCCUGCAUAGUUAUCACGGACGCAAUGAGCUACGUAAGGUUCGCUUAAGCAUUGCAGCGAAACUGAACGGAGGGGGAGGAGGCGAAGGAGGGGGAGGAGGCGAAGGAGGGGGAGGAGGCGAAGGAGGGGGAGGAGGCGAAGGAGGGGGAGGAGGCGAAGGAGGGGGAGUAGGGGGAGGAGGCGAAGGAGGAGGAGCAGGCGAAGGAGGAGGAGGAGGAGGAGGAGGAGCAGGCGAAGGAGGAGGAGCAGGCGAAGGAGGAGGAGCAGGCGAAGGAGGAGGAGCAGGCGAAGGAGGAGGAGCAGGCGAAGGAGGAGGAGCAGGCGAAGGAGGAGGAGCAGGCGAAGGAGGAGGAGCAGGCGAAGGAGGAGGAGCAGGCGAAGGAGGAGGAGCAGGCGGAGAAGGAGGAGGCGAAGGAGGAGGAUGCAGAGGAGGCGGAGGAGCAGGCGAAGGAGGAGGCGGAGGAUGA